AAAUUGUAGCCUUAUACGUUCCUUUAGUCAAUGCUGUAAAUAUAAUAGCUAGAGAAAUUAAUCAUAUUUAUGAGAAUGCAGAAUGUAAUAAAGAAAUUUGUUUAAUUAUGACGAAUCGAGUGAAGACAGCUGAAUAUGCUAUAGAAAUGAUGAUGAGAAAUAUAGAAGAUAAUCAAGAAAAUAUUCGUAAAAAAGAAUAUUAUUUAGCUUUUCAAAGUUUUAUAAAUGUUUUACAAAAAGUCAAAGAUUAUACCAAAAAUGUGGCAAAGCUUAAAGGAUAUAAAAAAUUUCUUAGUGCAAAUGAUGUUAGAAUUAGAUAUGAAAAAUUAACUGAUGAAUAUAAUAAGUGUAUGGGUGAUUUACAAUUUACUUUAGCCGUUGUUAAUGAAACUCAAAGAAAUAGGGAUUCGGCAAAGGUUACAAAAGCUCUAGCCGACGUUCAAGCUAAAAUCGAUAUGAUAGCUCAAGAGAUAGCUAUCAUAAAAUCUCAAAACUCAAAUGAUGUCCAUGCUCAUAACAUCAAUCCAAAUGAACUGAGUGAGCCACAUCAAACUUCAAAGUCCGAUAUUCGUGGUUCAGAUCAACUUCCUAUUACGAGAAAGUUUUAUAAAGGUGGUGUUGAAGUUGCAUGUAAACCCAUUAGAGAUCCUAAUAAAAAACUUGAAGCAGAAUUAGCAAUACUUAAAAAAUUAGGUGAAUCGCCACACAUUCUUCGUUUUUAUGGUCUUUCAAACUAUGAUAAUCAUAAAGUUAUGAUCUUUGAUUGGGCUAAAUAUGGAAAUUUAAAAGAACUUUAUAAUAUAUAUAAGAUUCCUUGGCCUAGGAAAGCACAAAUCAUCCGUGAUAUCUGUCGUGGUAUAGUAUUUUUACGUAGAGUAAAUGUUCUUCAUCAUGAUAUUAGAUGUGAAAAUAUUUUUGUACGAGAUAAUUUGGAUCCAAAAAUUGGAAAUUUUAGAUAUGCUCGUGAUGCUGACGAUAUUACUACGAAUCUUUCGGGUUUAGUAACUGAUAUUCUUCGCUGGAUGUCUCCUGAAUUGAUCAAAAAAUAUAAACAAAACAAAUAUGAAGAAAAAGUAUAUACAUUUAAUUGUGAAAUAUUCAGUUUUGGAAUGCUUAUUUGGGAACUUUGUUAUGAAAAAUUGCCUUACAUAGAUUAUGACGCUGUCACAAUAUCAGACCAUGUUUUAAUUGGUAAACGAGAAAAACUUUUGCUUGGAAGAUUUAGAAAUCCCGUUGAUAAGGAAAUUCAAAAAGAAUUUAUUGAAGUUAUUGAUAAAACAUGGCAUCAUGUACCACAUCAACGAAUAGCUCUUGCGAAUUUACACAAUAGACUUGAAGCAUUAGCUGUAAACUAUCCAACCUCUCCAACAGAAAAACUUUUACAAGAUAAAACUAAUAGUUUUGAUAAAACAAUGGGAGAAGAAGGUCCAUCUGUUAGAUUUGAAGUGCCUGUAACACCUCUUGAAAAAGGCAUUGAAUUUCAUCAAGCUAAAAAUUAUAAAAGUGCUUGGAAAUGUUUCGAAGAAAAUGCUAAUCUUGAAGCUGCCGAUAAUAAUCAUACUAUUGCUCAAGUCCGAUAUGCUGUUGCUUUACUUUCUAAUCUUAGUAAAGAUGAUGAUGAAGCUACAAAAGAGGAUAAUCGUAAUCAAAUUUUACAUUAUUUUAAAUUAGCCGCUGAAAAGAAAAAUGCUGAUGCAAUGUAUUAUCUGGGUGAUAUUUAUGUUCAUGGUAAAUUUAAAGUGCAACAGAAUAAUGAUAAUAGGGAGCUUGGGAUGAAGUAUCUUAAAUUAGCUUCUGAUAGUAAUCAUGAAAAUGCCAUUAAAUUGUUAAGACAAUUAAGUAUAAAAAAAUAA
Molecule: messenger RNA, 1853 nt
Organism: Dentiscutata heterogama
Lineage: Eukaryota; Fungi; Glomeromycota; Glomeromycetes; Diversisporales; Gigasporaceae
Source: the annotation of a GenBank genome assembly